AUGACAGACCUUACACCAGCAGUCAAUGACCUGCUCAGGGCUCGUGGCAGCUCUCUUCUCUCCGGCGAGACGAGUAGUCCCUCCGGCGCCCAGGUGGACGAGUUCCUGAAGGAGGCACAUAGAAUCAACGUCCAUAUAUCGUCUCUCCUGGCAUAUCUCAAGUCCAUACGAACAGUAUAUCUAUCCACCGUACCCGCCAGACCAUCCGGCCACACGCAAAAUACAGACUUCAAUCUGCUCAACCCGUCGUCAAGCUCGAUAUCAACCCACCUGACCGACCCCGAACGAGACUCAAUAGACUCUUCCACUGCGUCCUUACUCCAAGAUCUAUCCCGCUCGAUAGGAAAUCUUGCAUCAGCUGAAUCGCUACGUGCCCAAACCCAGGCGUCUGUGUUGCGCAAGAAAUUCGGUCAUGGCAAGCUAAAUGAGCGGCUCUGGCAGUGGGCUGGGGGCGGGGGAGCAGUGGAUGUGCCUCGGUCAUCAGAGCAGGAAGAAGUAGAAGAUACAGAGAAGAAUCUCGUUGGCAUGCGUGAGAGUGUUCUCUGGUUUCUCAGGCGGGGGCUAGAGGGUGCUGCGGAGGUGCAGAGGGAGAUGGUGGAGAAGAGAAUCGAGAGGGUCAGAGAGAAGGAGAAGAGUGUGCUGUAUAAGUCUAAAGCUGGUCAGAUGCCUAUUCAUACGCAGGUCGAGGGCAGUAGUGGUGGAAUUAGUGGUGGAAGUGGACGAUAUGAUGGUGGAGACGAAGAUGUGUUACGCGGCAGAGAUGUUUCUCUUGACGAGAAGGAGGCUGCGGCUAUUGAAUCGCAGCUUUCACCGGAGCAGCUGCAACUGUUUGCGCAGGAGAAUGACGGCAUGCUGAAAUAUUAUGAAGAUACUCUCGGCAAGGUCCAAAAUGCGGAGAAAUCGUUGCUGGAGAUAUCUUCUCUGCAGCAGACGCUGGUGGCUCACUUAGCUACGCAGGAAGACUAUAUCAACCAGCUGGUCCGGGACGCUGAAUCGACGCACGCCAACGUCGGGCGAGGCAACAAGGAGCUGAAGCGAGCGAGCGAGCGACGCAGCGAGGCCCAGAUGGUCUUCUGGGCUACCGUCGUCCUUUGCGUCUGGCUGAUCUUGUGGGAUGCCAUUUUCUAG
Molecule: messenger RNA, 1128 nt
Organism: Trichophyton rubrum CBS 118892
Lineage: Eukaryota; Fungi; Ascomycota; Eurotiomycetes; Onygenales; Arthrodermataceae
Exons: 3
Coding region: 1-1128 (375 amino acids)
Biological process (GO): retrograde vesicle-mediated transport, Golgi to endoplasmic reticulum
Cellular component (GO): SNARE complex; endoplasmic reticulum
Source: RefSeq, a predicted model, not a curated record